CGUUCUAGUUCCAUCCACAGUGGACCCACAAAACUCGCACUUUUGCCCUUUCCCUUCUUCACAGACCUUUUUGCGAUCUUCAGCGACGUCCCUCCGUUUUCUUUGCCGAAUCUGCUCUUUCAUCUCUCUUUCGAUCCGACAAUCCGCAUAGAUUUUAGCAUCGUUUGUGUAAGAUUAACACGUCCUUUCUCUAUUUUCUUCAUCAAUUUCUCGAGAAAGUACUGUUUCACAUACUGGGUCACUUCUCUAUUCUUCAGAAGGAGGUUGGUUUUUUGGGUUUUCUGUAUUCUGGGUUUCUGCAAGUGGGUGCUGGUCUUUCCUCAUCAAUUUCAGCUAGAGAUCAGUUUAUCCCCAACUGGGUUGGCUUUGAAGUAUUGAGAAAUCGCUUAAUUUCAAGGCAAAGGAUCGAUCUAGGCGUCUGGGUUUGUGAAAUCUAGGUUUCUCCAAGUGGGUUUUGGUUUUGGUGGUCUGAUUUCCUGAGGAAUCUCUUUAUUUUUCCAGAAAAAUCCGAUUUUGACAGCUGGGUGGUAUGUUUCAUGGGGUUUUCAGGUGAGUUUUAUGAAAUAAUCAGUUAUUGUAGUUGGAAUUUGCGUUGUUGAAUGCAGAGAUAUAAAUAGAAAGAAAGAGAAAGAAAAGAUGAAGAGAGGGAAAGAUGAUGAGAAAAUUAUGGGACCCAUGUUCCCAAGGCUUCAUGUUAAUGAUACAGAGAAGGGAGGGCCAAGAGCUCCCCCAAGGAACAAGAUGGCCCUUUAUGAACAGCUCAGCAUCCCUUCCCAGAGAUUCAAUCAUGGGGUGUUGCCUGUGAACCCCAAUAACUCUGCCAGUGUGGUUCCCCCAGCAUCCUCAAGCCAGGGAAGUGGUCGUGAAAGGGGUAUGUUUUUUCCGCUUCCCGUACCUCGUUCAACACAUCCUGCUGAGAAGUCAUAUGCUGGCUAUUCUGAUUUCAACACCCCGUUGGCACAACUUGAGCAGAAAAAGAAGCUAGAUGAAGAGGAAUUUAUGGUUCCUAUCUUAGUUCCGUCAGAAAUAGGUCAAGAUCAUAGCAAAAAUUCUAAUGGCAUGGAUAGGGGAAAAAUCUCUUCCUCCAGACCAGCAUAUGUGAGUCAUUCAAUGAAUAUUAAAAAUACCAGUGAUAAAGAGCCAAAACAAACUAGCAUUAUAAGUUCCAAUUUGAGACAAGGCAGAAGCCAGGAUGAGAAGAACCCAAAAGAAAUGACUGAAGGUCCACGGAAACAAACUGAUGCACCUGCAGGUCAGGAACAUAGAGACCGCCUUGCAAACAAUUUUGAUAGAAUACCAAGCACUGGUACUAGUUUAAAUCACGAAUCCAGAGCCAGGGCACAGCUACACAACAGUAUGUGUGGGAUUGAUGUCUCAAAUGAGCCUGUGAGAGGCGUAGAAAAUGGAUUUUCAUCCAUACUUAGAAGAGAUCCUUGUCCAGAAGAGCUGAGAAGUCCUAAUACUAAUGGCAGUGGAUAUCAUGAAGACAAGACAAGUUGGUCAGUACAGGCAGGAAAUGGGGAGAGAGGUGACGAUGCCUCGGAGACUUCCAUGGUGGAUUCUAUAUCAGGCAUGGAUAUAUCCCCUGACGAUGUUGUAGGAAUAAUAGGUCAGAAACAUUUUUGGAAAGCGAGAAAAGCAAUAGUCAAUCAACAAAGAGUGUUUGCUGUUCAAGUAUUUGAAUUGCAUAGAUUGAUAAAGGUCCAGAGAUCGAUUGCUGGAUCGCCACAUCUUUUGCUUGAAGAUGGUGCUUAUUUGGGUGAACCAUUGAAGGCCUCUUCCGCAAAAAAACUUCCAUUAGAGUAUUUCGUUAAACCAUCUCCGCAAAUUGCAAAGCAUAAAGAUGAUUCUGAGAACCCAAGUCGUAACAUGGAAUGCUCUGCCGAAAAUGCCGUCGGAAAGACAUCUCUUUCUUCCGCACAACACGUGAGUCAACCUUCGAUUUGCAAACAAUUUUCGGGAAACCCACUAUCGACAACUGUAACUGCAGAAUCCAAAUUGAGUCCUUGUUUCCAUCAACCGCCCACCGGGCACCAAUGGUUGAUUCCUGUAAUGUCUCCAUCCGAAGGGCUUAUAUACAAGCCAUAUCCUGGACAUGGAUUCAUGGGCCCGGUUUUUGGAUCUUGUGGACCUCCAGGAUCAAAUCCGAUGAUGGGUAAUUUCGUAAAUCCUGCAUAUAGCGUUCCAUCUCCUCACCACCAUUAUCAAGGGAUCGGGGUUCCUCCCACUUCUCCGGUCGGCCACAGCUAUUUCCCUCCGUAUGGCAUGCCGGUCAUCAAUCCAGUUUUCUCGGGCUUGGCCAGUCAACCUGGUCAGUCCGGUCAGUUAUCAGGCUCGUGUAAUGUGCUGACAACCCAGAAGAACGGAGGAGUGAUUCCAAAUGUCGUGAGGCUGCGUGCAUCUAAAGAAAGCGAGUUGCAAGGCAGUACGGCAAGUAGUCCUGGGGAGAGAGCACAGGGAUUUGGUGUAGGUCCCACCACCAAUGAAAGAAACGCGCUUCCUCUUUUCCCGACCUCUCCUUCCACUCACACUCUAGAUGAAGUCCCUCAGCUGCAUGAUGUUGAGCAGCCGGCGACAAGAGUGAUCAAAGUCGUGCCUCACAACGCUAGAUCUGCAACUGAAUCAGUGGCUCGGAUUUUCCAGUCUAUACAAGAAGAAAGGAAACAGUACGACUCGGCUUAGCUGAAACAGUGAGGGAUCACCCAAAUUGGUGUGGUGGUUGGUGGGUUGAUUUCUUUGUAGUUUUUGAUGUUUGAUGUUUUUGCGAACUGUUUUGUGUUUAAAAUUAUAGGUGAUACAUAUAUGUAUAUAUGUGUCUGAAGAUUAUGAGAUAAAUCAGGUAGUGUUAUAAUGAUAGUUUCUUUUCAGUUACUGUUGUAUUAAUUUGUAGGGGCGUAGAGCCUUCUUUGUAUGCCAGAUUGAUAGUUGCCUCAAGGCAAUGGUUCCUUUUCAAUGUAGGGCAGAGGUUGGUGUUUUAGCA
This is a messenger RNA of Camellia sinensis, 2980 nucleotides long. RefSeq names its product protein EARLY FLOWERING 3. NCBI's taxonomy places the organism in Eukaryota, Viridiplantae, Streptophyta, Magnoliopsida, Ericales, Theaceae. Gene Ontology annotation, biological process: regulation of photoperiodism, flowering. The record is from RefSeq and is a predicted model, not a curated record.